UCUCUCUCUCUCUCUCUCUCUCUAAAAUGGGAUUCCCCGUAGGGUACCCUGAAGUAUCCGUCUCCAACCUCUUCCUCUACACACUCCCUCUCCUUGCCUUUCUAAGAUCCAUAGCCAUAACCUUCCUUUCUCUCCUCCAUCUCUCCGACAUCCUCGACACCGAUUUCUCCGUCAUAUCUUCAUCUGAAUCUCACCUCCACCGUCCCACUCUCUCUGCAAUCCUCAUCCGUCAAUUCCUACCUGUAGUCAAUUUCAGUGUCAUCGCCGGAGACUCGCCGCCGGCAGCGGAGUGUGCGGUGUGUUUAAACGAAUUUGUCGGAGAAGAAGAGAUUAGGUGUAUGGCGAACUGUAGACAUAUUUUUCAUCGGACGUGUGUUGACCGUUGGAUUGAUCAUGAUCAGAAGACGUGUCCACUUUGUAGAACUCAUUUUGUACCUUAUCAUAAAAUGGAAGAUUAUAAUCAACGGUUGUGGGCUGCUUCUGCAUCUGAUGAUGAUGAUUAUGAUGUUUCUCUUUUUUCUCUACAUGAUGACCACAUUGCUACUUCUUCAUUCUGAGUUCUUUUUUUAACCUUUUUCUUUCUCCUUAAAUUUUUUUUGGAGUCUUUCUUUCUUUUUUGGGGUGGUGAAUUUGUAUAUAAAUUAAACCAAAAAUAUAAUUUUUUGGAUAAAAAGAGAGAAAUUAUAAUUUUAGAUCAAAGUAUUGGAACCCUGACUCUUCAUACUUUCCAAUUGAGUUAUUAUUUG
Messenger RNA from Trifolium pratense (red clover), 746 nucleotides. Its product is annotated as brassinosteroid-responsive RING protein 1-like. Gene Ontology annotation, biological process: protein ubiquitination. The transcript has a single exon. Bases 27 to 557 code for a protein of 176 amino acids. The record is from RefSeq and is a predicted model, not a curated record. Gene Ontology annotation, molecular function: ubiquitin protein ligase activity. NCBI's taxonomy places the organism in Eukaryota, Viridiplantae, Streptophyta, Magnoliopsida, Fabales, Fabaceae.